Ectocarpus siliculosus is the source of this 1900-nucleotide messenger RNA. NCBI's taxonomy places the organism in Eukaryota, Phaeophyceae, Ectocarpales, Ectocarpaceae. The record is from the annotation of a GenBank genome assembly.
AUGAAGGAUCACCCAGACUGCCGCUACAGCUUGUCCUCCCAGAAGGAGUGCAGCAGCAACAACGGCAGCUUCUCCUGCGAGACCAUCCGCCGAGUCUUCAGAAACUGCCCGGGGUUGCGACCAGAGCAGGUCUACGAUAUCACGACGAGAGACACCGGCAACAUACCCAAGUCGCCGGGGGGGAGCAGCAGCGGCGGCGGCGGCGGCGGUGGUGUAUCCGUGCCAGGCACUAGAGCACCACAGCAACCACAGCAACCGCGUGGUGGAAGUCCGGCUUUCGGCCCCCAAGAUAUCUGGCCGCCUGGGAGAAGCGGUAUGGAGGACUUGCUCGGGAACCUUCACGACAGACUCAACAAUUUCUUCAAGGAGAGUCCAUUCGCGGGACUGGACGCCGACAUCAACCCCUUCGGCGGAGGCGGCGGCGGUGGCAGUGGUGGCGGGGGCGGGGGCGGUAGCGUCAGUGUUGGCGAUCAAUCGGGAGGCGCAGAAUUCCCUCCCCAUGUACCCCCGCCGCACAAGCGCCGGCAAUCGGACCCAGCCAACGACGAGCAGGGCGCCGGAGAGGCGGCUAAGGGUGGUUCUUCGGUGGCAAGGGCGUGAGUCGGGUAGGGCUCUCGGGAGAGGCAGGUCCCGGCGUCCGCUGGGCGCAUGCCGUUGGCGGGCGUUUGUUGAAUGGUGUUAUACUUUUGUCAGUUUCGCUGCCGUGGAAGAAGCGGUGCAGUUAGAGGUAUUUUCGUGUUGUGAUGGGGUAGGGUCGGCGAACGAAGCCCGAGCAGUUUAGUGAGACGGGUGUUGUAAUUUAGUGGUGCUUUUUGUCGGGGGAGGAGGGUGAUGGUCCGGGUACCGGGACGAGUGAACACGCACCUCGAUUCCAUUUUCAUGUACGUGUCCCCCUCCUCCCCCCCCCCAAUCGGUGUUAUCUAGCGGUUGGCAAAAGAGAUCGAGUACCACGGUUCUGUUCGGGUGGUUUCCUUGCGUGGAGCCUGGGCUUUCAUGGUAGAAAAUUGAACACCCGAAAUCCCCAAAUCUAGAAAGAAGCCCACGCUGGGUUCCCCAAGAACAAAAAGAGGACGCUGGCACCGUUACACGUACACUGACGUCGGCGAAAGAAACUCCUUCCUAGGAAACAGCACGAAGAUCGUGCCAACGGAGCAUAUUUUAGCGUUUGGGCUCGGUGCCCUCCCUGUACUCUAACCAUUUUCUUUUUUUUGCGAGACGUGCCCGCACCUCGGCUUGCGUUCUUUUCUUUUGUGAGGGUUGUAUUAGCCUGCGACACCGCUGCUCUCAGUUGGGUGACCGUCCUGGUGACAGUCCCGGAUCCAGAGGUGUCGUUUUUCUUCGCCUUUUUUUUGGGUUCUUUUUUUUUCUUGUGUCGGCCAUCACUGAUGCUGAUCUGGUUAAUCCUUUGAGGCAGGUCUUUCGUUGGGUACAGACGCUUCGGAGCGUCCUUUUUUGUCAAAUGUUGUGCUCGUGGGAGUGUUUGCGACAACGACAAGUAGGUGCGCGAGAGGUGGUUUGUCCUGGUGCCGAAGCACAUUCAAGGACCAAAGGUCCGAUGGUGCUUUCUCUCUGUCUGUUGCCAGAAUAAAUGAGUUGCUCAGUCGCCGGUUUCGUGAGAGCUCUUUGUCCAUCACGAAUUUGCCCUGAGAUGAGAGACUGUAAGCUCGUGCCAAUAAACAAAGCCGAGCAAGGCGAAUUAAGACAUGUUUCCCCCCAGCCUUUGCAGCAGGCACGCACUGCGUCUGGUGUAUGUAGCCCGGGCCCACAAAAUGUGUCACGAAGCGCGUUUUUCCCUGCGUGUGGGUGUGUCAGCAUCGCCCAGAGGUUGACAACGUUGAUUCCUCCACUGUGUGCUGCAUAUAUAGGCACUCAUGAUGUGGUGAAGAUAGAAAGUGAUGCU